AUGUUGGCGCCACCGCAACCACGGCUGACGAGCCCUUCACUAAAACAAACUUCGACGUCGCGCCCACCUAAUAUUACAGAAAGGGCUACUUUCCUCGAUCUGCCUGGGGAAUUGCGCAACUACGUGUACCGCUUGGCGUUGCGUCGCCGCGGUCCCAUCACGAUAGUGUGUAGCAGCUCGAGCACUCUACCCUCGAAGCGAGUCAACUCAAAGCAAUCUGACCCGAAGCCAGUCGAACCGAAUUCUCAGCAACACGACCUUCGCAAAGGUGGCCCAGCCCUCCUCUACGUCAGCAAAGAAAUCCGCAGAGAAGCUUCCGAGAUCUACUACCUCGAGAACACCUUCCUCUUUACCAAUGCCGUCCUCCAACUCCGCUCAAUCGAAGCCUUCCACGACCAACUCGGCCGUCUCCUCAAGAAGUUCAACCACGUCCAAGUCUGCCGCUCCAUCCAAAUCGGCGACAUGCGCCGUCCAGUCGAAAUCAGUUUCAGCGUAACACUCGACCUCCAGAACCGUCGCGUGGCUCUCAAGCGAAAACCCUACGAUCGACAAGUCUUCAUGCCAGGAAUGGCCAGGCUGAAAUCCAAGUACGUUGAGCCCUGUCGCUGCGAAGUCGACAAAUUGGCCAAGAGGGUCGGCACGCCGAGAAGAAUGAACGGUCAGGACAUCAUCACGUUUCUCGAAGCUUAUUCGGAGUUGAUUAAUAUGGAGGCUGUGAACGUCAUGUUGGAUAUCUGCAAGAAGUGUGAUACGAUUUGCCGCGCCUAG
Molecule: messenger RNA, 768 nt
Organism: Cercospora beticola
Lineage: Eukaryota; Fungi; Ascomycota; Dothideomycetes; Mycosphaerellales; Mycosphaerellaceae
Source: RefSeq, a predicted model, not a curated record